Molecule: messenger RNA, 984 nt
Organism: Portunus trituberculatus (swimming crab)
Lineage: Eukaryota; Metazoa; Arthropoda; Malacostraca; Decapoda; Portunidae
Exons: 4
Coding region: 448-918 (156 amino acids)
Source: RefSeq, a predicted model, not a curated record
ACCUGCGUGGCGGAGCAUUGCAGAAUAAAACGAGGAAACAAAGAAACACAGAGACGGAAAGAGAGAAAGGAAGAAAGACACGAAGGAAGGAAGAAAGAAGGAAAGAGGAAACGAAAAAAAAAUAAAGCAGAAAGCAAAAACCGAUCAUAAAAACACGGGAAGAAGAACGGGAAGGCGUAAAGAGAGAGAGAAAGGAGAGAAAGAAAGAGAAAGAAGAAGAAAAGGGGUGAACUUGAAGAAGAAUAAGAAGCAAAAGAAGAAAAACGAGAAGAGGAAGUGAAAGAAAGGAAAAAAAGAAAAAGUCACAAAACAACCUCAUAGAAAAUCAAAUUCACGAGACACAGGAGAAUAAAACAAAACAGUGAUAAAGAAGGAAGAGGAGGAAGAGAGAGAAAAGGGGAAAGCACAUAGUUGAAUUACAGACAAGAGGACAAAGAGGGGAAGAAGAUGCCUGUCUAUAAGGGCGUUUUAUCCUUAGAAGAUCAAGGACCGGACACUCCUACUGUUCAUCUCUUUGACUACAGCUCAGAUGGCGGCACCAACACCAAGUCAAACUGCCGCAAACAACUCAUCACACUGGAGUCCUGCAUCUAUUUAGGGCGACGUAACUUGGCAUCAAUAAACAGCCAAUCACGAACCAAGAACACCAAGCCAGGGAGCCAAUCAACGAGCGGCAUUGAGAAGAACACGGAAAACUCGACCAAUAGGAGCACAGGAGAGGGAGAUAGAAUCGGAGGCAGAAGUGAAGGAUGGAGAAGUAAAUGGGAAGGAAACGAAGGAGAAGAAGGUUUAUCUGAAGGAGGGGCAGGAGUUUCAAGGAUACAUUCUCAAGUGUCCGAACGGUCCUUACGACUACGCCAUGAAGGUUUGGGACACUGGCCGGCAGCUUUGUGUGGCCCUCCAGGCGGCGCCCCCUGAGGUUGGGUACCCGAGAGAGGGCGAAGAGGUGGAGGCGGUGGUGGUGGACAGAGUGGAAGACCUAUU